Molecule: messenger RNA, 851 nt
Organism: Daucus carota subsp. sativus
Lineage: Eukaryota; Viridiplantae; Streptophyta; Magnoliopsida; Apiales; Apiaceae
Product: pre-mRNA cleavage factor Im 25 kDa subunit 2
Exons: 7
Coding region: 87-704 (205 amino acids)
Cellular component (GO): mRNA cleavage factor complex
Molecular function (GO): mRNA 3'-UTR AU-rich region binding
Source: RefSeq, a predicted model, not a curated record
ACGACGUUCGAAGUUUCAUUGAGGGUCCGAGUUUUAUAUACAUACAACCGGAGGGUUUAUGCAAAUUGAGAGACGGCAAGGCGAAAAUGGUGAUGUCGCCGGCAGUAAACACGUACCCACUCUCAAGCUACACUUUCGGUAGCAAAGAAGCCAAGAUUGAGAAAGAUACUUCUGUUGCUGAUCGUCUUGCCCGUAUGAAAACCAACUAUGUGAAGGAAGGAAUGAGGACUUCGGUUGAGGGGAUAUUACUGGUACAAGAGCAUAACCAUCCCCAUAUUCUUCUUCUGCAAAUAGGCAAUACCUUCUGUAAACUUCCUGGCGGUCGUUUAAAGCCUGGAGAAAAUGAAAUCGAAGGGCUGAAAAGGAAAUUAUCUAGCAAAUUGGCUGCAAACUCUUCAAAUCUACAGCCAAACUGGCAGAUUGGUGAAUGCGUAGCUACGUGGUGGAGGCCAAACUUUGAAACUAUAAUGUACCCGUACUGCCCUCCACACAUCUCAAAGCCCAAGGAGUGCAAGAGGCUUUACCUAAUCCACUUAUCAGAAAAAGAGUACUUUGCUGUUCCUAAAAACUUGAAACUCCUUGCUGUUCCCCUGUUUGAGCUGUAUGAUAAUGUUCAGAGAUAUGGACCUGUAAUUUCUACAAUUCCCCAACAGCUUUCAAGAUUUCAGUUCAACAUGAUCAACAAUGAAACAAAUGACAAAUAGCUGCUUUGAUCCAACAUUGAUCCAAUAUUAACUAUAAGCUCUGUCAGAACUUUGGUUUGGUUCUGCUGAAACAAAAAACUUCUGAAGCUAUUGCAACAGAGAACCAAACUGUGGCAGCCUUUUAACUGUCGUGGUAGACUUAAUUUA